AUGAUCCAUCCCUUUAGCAGAGUAUGUCGGUUUAUCCGCAAGGUGUGCGAUCCUCUGUUGAUCGCGUGGGAACGCGUUCAAGUCAGUCGCCAUGGCGUUUAUACGAGUCGGCGAGCGCGAGCACUCGAACGCUACGUGCACUCGAAAUCUCUCGUGCGUGUACUAGCCGUUUGCUUGUUGACACCGUUGCCAGUCCUUGCGUUUGUGCUGGUGCAAGAGCUGGUGCCGCUCGAGCCGCCCGCUGCUGGAUGGAGAGCGAACUACCGCUGGCUUAUUCGAUCUGCUGUCAUUUUCAUGGUCCUCACCCUCAGCUACAUCCAGCAAGGCGUGAUCUUCCUCGCCCCUCUCAAAGUCUCGUCGUGGCAGGCGUUAGCCAUCACGCUCUUCACGACGGGGGCGUAUUUUGGCGUGCUCGUGGGCAUUAGCGCUGCCUGGGUGUUCCCAAUCCCGUUUGCAAGUGUACUCACCAUGGGCAUCUUCACUUGCCUUUUCUUCGGCUUUUUCGUGGCUGUCAUCGGGUGGGAAGCAAUCGCAAGCACGCCGCGGUUAUCCGCGCACGCGCGAAUAUUGAAGAGUGUGUUGGUGGUGGAGACGAUUCUG
Messenger RNA from Phytophthora sojae, 600 nucleotides. RefSeq lists its product as hypothetical. The transcript has a single exon. The annotation marks the transcript as partial. Lineage: Eukaryota; Oomycota; Peronosporomycetes; Peronosporales; Peronosporaceae. The record is from RefSeq and is a predicted model, not a curated record.